AUGGCAGUGGGUGUCUACAAACGUGGCGUCGUGAUUGGAAUUGUUGUUGGGUGGGGUAACCUCAAUGGAGUUGUCAGCUCAAACAUCUAUAUUUCAACGGAAAGCCCCCGAUUUUGGACUGGUCAUGGCACUGUCCUGGCUUACCUGAUCGUCUGCUUGCUGGGAGGUACCAUCUUCAUGCACGUCAUGCUGCGAAUGGAAAACGCUCGACGACUGAGCGGUAAGCGUGAUAACAUGCACGAAGGAAUGACACGAGAUCAAAUUUGGGUUGCUGGUGACAAUAGACCUGAUUUCAUCUAUGUUACUUGA
Exophiala bonariae is the source of this 309-nucleotide messenger RNA. RefSeq lists its product as uncharacterized. Lineage: Eukaryota; Fungi; Ascomycota; Eurotiomycetes; Chaetothyriales; Herpotrichiellaceae. The transcript is spliced from 2 exons. Bases 1 to 309 code for a protein of 102 amino acids. The record is from RefSeq and is a predicted model, not a curated record.